AUGACCACGGAGCAACGUCACUCACAAAGAGAAUUAUCGAAUGUUGUUAGACACGGAAAUAGCCUGGCCAACAGCCUUAUGAAAAUUGAAACCGGCCUUCUUGACCUGCGUUUCGAUGGACGAGGUUCAGCAUCAUUUAGAGAAAAGAUUGCUGCAGGUCAAAGGAUUGCCUUGCGAAUCUACAUACAGAAUGAGAUUAAAAAGCGAGCAGCUGAUUUGAGACUGGUGAAACUCAGAAUUUGCGAAACCUCGCGCAUGAGGGAUGUGGCGAAGCGCAUAGUUGAGCGUUGCAGAACAAUGACUCAAGCAGAGGGCAAUGUGUUUGCAGAUGACAUAUUUCAACGCGAGUUCAAAUUCGAUGUUGAGGACGAGUCAGGUGUAGCACAUAUAGAGCCAUUCUUGAAGAGGAGUAAAGAGAUACGCGAUGAGAUCUCGGAAUUGGUUUGGAAUCUACAAUUCGAUCGCACUUUCGCGAGAACCAUAUCACAUCUCCUCCCACUGAACUAUGACUCUUUGGCAAAGGAGACAACAACACCAAAGGGGUUAAGAAAGAGAAAGCAUUUGACAAUCAUCACCUUUUGUGAUGCUCAAGGCUACUUGCCAGUUGCGACUGCUGCCAGCAUUGUUCAAGGUUGGAAUCGUGUGCAUCCAAUGGCUAACAUCGCUAUUCAAGGCACUCUCCUUGUUACACAGCACAUUGGUUCCACUCAAAACGCAUAUGAUGUCUGGGAAAUGCCUUCAGGUGUCAUCGUUGCUUCACCUCCGAAGCCAGUCUUCGAUCAGCCUCUUGCUUACACUCCAGCAUGGAGCUACCCCACUAUUAAGGAGUUGGAAGGAUGUUUAUACUCGCUGGCGUAG
Messenger RNA from Botrytis porri, 858 nucleotides. RefSeq lists its product as uncharacterized. The record is from RefSeq and is a predicted model, not a curated record. NCBI's taxonomy places the organism in Eukaryota, Fungi, Ascomycota, Leotiomycetes, Helotiales, Sclerotiniaceae. The coding region runs from base 1 to 858 and encodes 285 amino acids. The transcript has 4 exons.